CGGGGCCUGGCCUGCGGGGCGGCUCCCCGGCGCGCACGCCCGGAAACAGCAGCUCCAGCGUUCGGAACCCCGAGAAGCUUCGCUGCCGCCGCCCACCGCCGCCCUCGGUCAUGCCGAAGCACGAGUUCUUCGUAGACAUGACUUGUGAAGGCUGCUCCAACGCAGUCGCUCGGGUCCUCAACAAGCUAGGAGGAGUUGAAUUUGAGAUCGAUCUGCCCAACAAGAAGGUUUGCAUCGACUCUGAGCACAACGUGGACACUCUGUUGGAGACGCUGAAGAAAACAGGGAAGACUGUUACCUACAUCGGCCCCAAAUAGUGAGGGCCUGGGUCCCCGGCCCGCAGGAUGGACCAGAGUGGGCAGGAGACAGUGGACUAGCCCAGCGACAUCAAGCCUCGCUCCGACGUCAGCACAUCUGUAUUCAGUCUGUUUCCACCGCUUAAUAAUGACGCCACCUUGGAAAAGUCA
Molecule: messenger RNA, 467 nt
Organism: Myotis myotis
Lineage: Eukaryota; Metazoa; Chordata; Mammalia; Chiroptera; Vespertilionidae
Gene: ATOX1
Product: antioxidant 1 copper chaperone
Exons: 4
Coding region: 111-317 (68 amino acids)
Biological process (GO): copper ion transport
Cellular component (GO): cytosol
Molecular function (GO): metal ion binding; copper chaperone activity
Source: RefSeq, a predicted model, not a curated record